Messenger RNA from Colossoma macropomum (tambaqui), 1074 nucleotides. Its product is annotated as 5-hydroxytryptamine receptor 4. The transcript has a single exon. Gene Ontology annotation, biological process: adenylate cyclase-activating adrenergic receptor signaling pathway; chemical synaptic transmission; regulation of appetite. NCBI's taxonomy places the organism in Eukaryota, Metazoa, Chordata, Actinopteri, Characiformes, Serrasalmidae. Gene Ontology annotation, cellular component: plasma membrane. The record is from RefSeq and is a predicted model, not a curated record. Gene Ontology annotation, molecular function: G protein-coupled serotonin receptor activity. The coding region runs from base 1 to 1074 and encodes 357 amino acids.
AUGGCAAACUCCUCUGAGUGGCUAGAGGACAGCAACACUUCAUAUGUUGGUGAUUUCGAACCAUGUGCCACAGUGAGGAGCCCAAGCACUCGUGUAGCUCUGUAUGCAUUCAUAAUUGUUGGAAUCUUCUGCACAGUGGUUGGCAACUUACUUGUGGUACUGGCCAUUGCUUAUUUCAAACAGCUACAAUCUCACACCAACUCUUUUGUCAUGUCGCUAGCGGUGGCCGACUUUCUGGUGGGCUUGGUGGUCAUGCCAUACAGCAUGGUGAGGACUGUUGAGGGCUGCUGGCACUUUGGUGCCACCUUCUGUCAACUGCACUCCAGCCUGGAUGUGAUGCUGUGCACAGCAUCCAUCUUCCACCUGAGCUGCAUCGCUUUUGAUCGAUACUAUGCCGUCUGCAACCCACUGGUGUACUCCUUCAAAAUGUCCCGUAGCCGUGUGGCUUUGCUAAUUGUAGUUUGCUGGGCCGUUCCCUUGCUCAUCUCCUUUGGGCCCAUCCUUCUUGGACUGCACAAGCUUGGAGUGGACGUAUCCUUGCCUGAGAAUGUGUGCGUCUUUCUAGUGAAUCGUGUCUAUGCUGUCAUAGCUUCACUGGUGGCUUUUUACCUGCCCAUGGUCUCAAUGCUAGUUGCCUACUGGAAGAUCUACAAAGCAGCCAAGCGUCAGGCCAUGCAGAUCAGCGCCAUGGAGGCUCAAAUGGCAGCUGGAGUGGGGAAGGACUCCAGCAAGAAGCAGAAGCACCGCAACUCCAUGAGGAGGGAGAGGAAGGCAGCCCAAACCCUGGGGAUAAUCAUGGGUGUCUUCCUCCUCUUCUGGUUGCCGUUCUUCACUGUGAACAUAGUGGACCCAUUCAUUGAGUACACUACUACAGGUGUAAUAUGGGAUGUGUUCCUCUGGCUGGGAUAUGUGAACUCUUCCUUGAACCCUUUCCUCUACGGUUUCUUUAACAGGUCGUUCCGCAGGGCUUUCCUAAUGAUCUUGGGCUGCAGGAUAUGUCUGCCUGGCUCAGCCCCAGGCAUGGACCUCUCUCACUCUAGGAAGGAUGCCAAUGAGCGCACAGAGAACCAAUAG